Molecule: messenger RNA, 1155 nt
Organism: Gaeumannomyces tritici R3-111a-1
Lineage: Eukaryota; Fungi; Ascomycota; Sordariomycetes; Magnaporthales; Magnaporthaceae
Exons: 5
Coding region: 1-1155 (384 amino acids)
Cellular component (GO): RNA polymerase II transcription regulator complex
Molecular function (GO): DNA-binding transcription activator activity, RNA polymerase II-specific; transcription cis-regulatory region binding
Source: RefSeq, a predicted model, not a curated record
AUGUCCUCGAGCCUAUCUCCCGUCACGCCGUCCCAGAGCUAUGGCGGCGGCGGCGGCCAGGAUAAGAGCCCGCUGGGAUCGCUGAAUCUGAACUUUCUCAAGACACUCACGGACAAGAGAACGACCCGAGCAGAUGGUUCUGCCCCGAAAAGGAGAGGCCCCAAGCCAGACAGCAAGCCUGCUCUGACCAGGCGGCAGGAGCUGAACAGGCAGGCACAACGGACUCAUCGAGAAAGGAAAGAGCUCUACAUCAAAGCUUUGGAGGACGAAGUCCUGCGGCUCAAGGAGGUUUACAGCAAUGCUUCGCAGGACAAGGAGCGUCUCGCCAGCGAGAACCAGCAGCUUAAGCAGCUGCUCGCACAGAACGGAAUAUCAUUGAGCGGCAUGAUCGGCGGCUUUGGAGACGACUCAACCAGCAACCCGAGCAUCGGCUACGCCUCCUCGACGAGCGGUUACGGGGGCGGCGCCCCGUCGUCGCACACGAGCGCUUUCACGCCGCCGCCGCUUUCGGCCAACCCAAUCGGCGGGCAGUCGCAUGCUGCGUCAAGGCAUGCAAACCACGAGCACAAGCAUCAGCCGCAUCACAGCCACAGCCACUCGCAGGGCCAUGGGCAGAGGAAUCCGGCGGUGGAUUAUGAUCAAGCUGGGAUCGACUUCGUCUUAACUCUCGAGAAGCCAUGCAUGGAUCACCUUCCAUGGCUGUUGGAGCGGGGAAUCGAGACCGGUGGCUCGGAUCCGUGUGGCCAUGCCCUGAUGGCGUCCUGCCCUCCGGAGCCGUUCCCGGAGCUGACUCCUGACAUCCCUUUCGGCUAUGCCAACGUCAAGGGUGGCGACAUCGACUCGGGUCAACGCACCUGGGAGCUCUCCAAGGCUGAUCUCAACACUCUUCUCGACCUGAGCAAACGCCUGAACCUUGACGGCGAGAUCACCCCAGUGAUGGCAUGGGGCAUGGUCCUAGCCCAUCCUCGGCUCGCUGAGAUGUCUCUCCAAGACUUCCAGAAGCUCACCGAAGAGCUCGGCCGGAAGGUCCGCUGCUACGGAUUCGGCGCGGUUAUGGAGGAGUUCGAGGUCCGCGAUGCGCUCGAGAACGUCUUCUCCACGAAGCCUGAAAUUUACUAUCAGCCCAGGAUGACCGAGUACGUUACUGGAUACUAG